This is a messenger RNA of Pseudomassariella vexata, 2635 nucleotides long. Its product is annotated as P-loop containing nucleoside triphosphate hydrolase protein. Gene Ontology annotation, cellular component: cytoplasm; membrane; microtubule. The record is from RefSeq and is a predicted model, not a curated record. Lineage: Eukaryota; Fungi; Ascomycota; Sordariomycetes; Amphisphaeriales; Pseudomassariaceae. Gene Ontology annotation, molecular function: microtubule binding; GTPase activity; GTP binding. The transcript is spliced from 6 exons. The coding region runs from base 40 to 2454 and encodes 804 amino acids.
CAAAGCUCGCGAUCGAGCAUUCCCGGAGCCGACCACUUUAUGCCUCCCAGCUCUCUGACCAGGGACAGUAAGCUAAGAAGGUUCAAUGAGGUUCUUGGAGAGAUACAGCAGCUAGGUAUAUCGCAUGUGGUGCCCCUUCCCGAACUUGUACUCAUUGGAGAUCAACCUGCGGGAAAAUCGAGCUUGAUGUCAGGUUUGGCGAAGCUUGACCUUCCCAGAAGUGACGGAGUCUGUACCCGAUGCCCCUUGCACAUCCGAUUGGCUCACGAUACCAAAUGGCAGUGCCGUGUUUCCCUGCAACAGCAAUACGACUUCAACCCACCAGCGAACGGAAGACCGAUCAGAAAGAACGAUGUCACGGCAAGAAAUCCGUUCCCCCCUUGGAAACUCCAAACUCUUGAGAUCAAAGAAUUCAAAACUGUUGAGGACAGAACUGAGCUGGAAGAUGUCCUCAAAUGGGCGCAGAUUGCUACUCUGAACCACAAUAGCAACCAUGAGCUUUAUAUUCCAGGCUCAGGAGCAAUCGCCAAAGAGGGAGAUCUGCAGAGUGCUAUGGAGAAGUCUGAGGCGGCGUUCAGCCCCAACACAGUUGCGCUGGAAAUCAAAGGGCCGGAAGUCCUUAGCCUGUCAGACGAGGAUAUGUAUCUUGUCGAAGUGGUCAAGAAUCUUGCCUUGAAUUACAUCAAGCGACAAAAGGCCUUGAUCAUCUGGGCUGUUCCGAUGAACUGCGAUGUUGAGACAUCAUCUACCUUCAAUCUCAUCAGGCAGAUGAAUGCAAAACCGCGAACUGUUGGCGUAAUGACCAAGUCAGACCUCCUUUCAGAGCAACAUGUCGUUGGCCUUGGAUACUUCAUUACGAUGCGCUGCCCAACUUCCGACCUUGAAGAUGCCGAAAGACAAGAAGAGUUGUUCUUUGAUGGAAGAUCUGGUGAAUGGCCCCAGGAAUUCACGGAGUUCGGGGACAAGUGUGGUGUCACCAAUCUGGCAGUCUUCUUAUCUGAGCAACUUCGCCAGCAGUUUGCUAAGGACCUUCCAUCUACCAUUAAAAAGGUCAAGAGUCAUUUGAGCAUAGUGACGGAGCAUUUAGACAGCCUCCCAGAUUUACCUGCCAACGUGGAGCUCGAAGUCAGAAGAAGCCUCGGCGAAUUCUACCGCCACGCUGAGGAAAAGAUCGAUAGCAGUGACUUUUCGGCAACCUGGAGGGCACUCACGGAGGAGUUUCGUGUGUGUAUAAUGGAAAUGAUGAAACCCAAGAUAAAGAUCUCACAUGAGAGCGACAAAGGCGUCAUCGAGGUGGCGGACUCUGACGACGAGGCUAUAGCCACCAUGUCUACACCUUCGAAAAGACCUAGACAAUGGGAUUCCUCAAAAAAUCAGCCUUCAUCAAACAAAAAGGCACGCACAGCUUUGGAGCACAUACACGUGAAGCCAGAGAAUCCUGCAAUAUCUAGUCAAACACCGAAAAGCCUUCGAGUGCCAAGUCAGACUGACCUAGCCAAUAGUCGAUUCGCUGAAUUCACGCAUGCAGGUAAAGGUUUUGCCGAUAUUGGCCAGAUCAGUGAAGAGAUGAACAGGAAGCGAUUGGUGGGGCUCCCUAAUAUGUACGAUCAUGAAGUGGUUGUUGCUCUCUGCAAGCGAGCAGUCAGUCCUUGGAAAGGUCCAUUAAACAAGUACUUGGAACAAACCAUGGAAUUUCUUCUUGCGGCUCUCAGCACCACCCUCCAGUCCUCACUCAGAACCCUGAACAAAAGGUUGAUCUACAAGGAAAGCGCCCGCUUCAUCAAGCAGUUCUUAGAUGAACAGGGGGAAGUCCAGCAUCAGCGUUUGAUAAAUCUCUAUGAGAUGGAAGCUCAUCACCCUCUUACUAUCAACGAGGACGCUUUCAAACAAUAUCAACGGGAGGAAGCACAGGUGAUUGAACGUAUUCGAUGGUUUUCCCGAGCCCAGUCGCAAUAUUUAAUCCCGAAUGAGAUUAUGCUGAAACCACUGGAGAUUUUAUCCUCGGAGAACAGGAUCGCAGAGCAGAAGAAGAUGCGAAGUCAUCUGGCUGAGAUGGGCGAAGACCCUUUCAAGGCUUCAUUGGAAGUCGCUGCGAACGUUCGGGGAUAUUACAAGACCGCAGCAAUGCGAUUUGUCGACAUGGUCGCAAUUUCGAUACACUCGCGCUUGCUUGUGGACGUGAGCCUAAAAUUGCCCAGAUACCUGGACGAGAAACUAGGAUUACAUGAGGCGCAAGGACAAGAUGAUUGCAACGUAUAUGAUCGUUUGAUGGAGGAAGAUAAGGAUACCGCCGCAAGACGCCGAAAUUUCAGGAAAGAGAGAGACAUGAUUGAGAAGGCCAUGGAGAAGCUCAAGGAGCUUAAGUCCUCAAGUGCCACCCUGGGUGUUGACGUCGACAUGGAUAACGUUUUGCCCGCCAGAGAUCUAGCCAGAGUUUCUGGAUACGAAGUCUGAGCGGAGCAACUAAACUGGAGGUUCUUGCAUCAUCGCCAUUAGACUGUCUUGCAGUAUUCUUCUCUCCGCACCCGUAAUCUCGAUCUUCAGUGUUUGAUAACAAGGUUGAUCACCAACGGCAUCCUUGGAACGUAGUUUGGUUUCUUUGGCAAAAAGGAAGAGAUAUGCAAGGAGAGGGGUU